AUGCCAGCGUUCCACCAACACCCUCGCAAGGAGUACUACGUCGAGCUAUGCUCUACCAGCGGGGAGUUUGUCGGGUUUCUAGAAGUUCAUCACACGUCGGAUGUGGAACGCUUCCUUGCGUAUGAGACAGUUGAGCUCGUUGCUGUGGUCAAAGGUUGGACGACGGACCUAGAUGAUUUUCUGCUGGCAUUUAAGGAGCCGGAGAAUCUGAGGGCCAUGCAAAGUACUGCUACGGCUCCUCCUCCAGGGUACACGUGGCCCAGUGACGAAGAUAAGACAAGGCACGAAUGCUAUUUUGUCCUCUAUGUGCAAUGGAAGAAUGGUAUUGCAGAGCGGCAGGCUUCUGGGAAAGUGUUUGCUAAAGCAUGGGAAAGACACGAGGAAGACGUGGACUUGGUGUUGGGAUAA
This is a messenger RNA of Diaporthe citri, 408 nucleotides long. RefSeq lists its product as uncharacterized. The record is from RefSeq and is a predicted model, not a curated record. Bases 1 to 408 code for a protein of 135 amino acids. The transcript has a single exon. NCBI's taxonomy places the organism in Eukaryota, Fungi, Ascomycota, Sordariomycetes, Diaporthales, Diaporthaceae.